GUAUUGUGGUUAUACAGGGAGUGGCUGUACCUGCUGUGCCAUGAGAUGUUGAACCCGUACUACGGCCUGUUCCAGUACUCAACAGACAACAUUUACACACUACAGAUCAACCCUGACUCCUCUAUCAACCCUGACCACCUGUCGUAUUUCCACUUUGUGGGUCGUGUGAUGGGCCUGGCAGUGUUCCACAGUCACUAUAUCAACGGAGGCUUCACCCUGCCCUUCUACAAGCAGCUGCUGGGCAAACCUAUUAUGCUACAAGACCUGGAGACCACUGAUCCUGAACUUCACAAGAGUCUGGUCUGGAUACUGGAGAAUGACAUCUCGUCGGUUCUAGAUCAUACGUUCUGCGUGGAACACAGUGCCUUCGGGAAGUUCCUUCAACACGAGCUGAAACCCAACGGUCAGAACCUCCCGGUAACCGAGGACAACAAGAAGGAGUACGUGAAGCUUUACGUUACCUGGAGGUUUAUGAGGGGGAUCGAGGCUCAGUUCUUAGCUCUGCAGAAAGGAUUCAGCCAACUGAUUCCUCAACACCUCCUCAAACCAUUUGACCACAAGGAGCUGGAGUUGAUAAUCGGAGGCCUGGGGAAGAUAGACCUAGCAGAUUGGAAGUCUAACACCCGUUUGAAGCACUGUGCUGUAGACAGUAAUGUGGUUUGCUGGUUCUGGGAGGCUGUAGAGAGCUUCACUGAGGAGAGGAGAGGACGACUACUGCAGUUUGUUACCGGUUCUACCAGAGUUCCACUACAGGGAUUCAAGGCACUACAGGGUUCAGCAGGCCCAAGGCUGUUCACCAUCCAUCUGAUAGAGGCCAACACAGACAACCUACCCAAGGCACACACAUGGUAAGAACCUUUAACACCCUUUAACACCCACGCUGCCCACGGU
This is a messenger RNA of Oncorhynchus nerka (sockeye salmon), 891 nucleotides long. Its product is annotated as E3 ubiquitin-protein ligase SMURF1-like. The transcript has 5 exons. Gene Ontology annotation, biological process: protein polyubiquitination; negative regulation of BMP signaling pathway; proteasome-mediated ubiquitin-dependent protein catabolic process. Bases 46 to 852 code for a protein of 268 amino acids. The record is from RefSeq and is a predicted model, not a curated record. Gene Ontology annotation, molecular function: ubiquitin protein ligase activity. Gene Ontology annotation, cellular component: cytoplasm. NCBI's taxonomy places the organism in Eukaryota, Metazoa, Chordata, Actinopteri, Salmoniformes, Salmonidae.